This is a messenger RNA of Clunio marinus, 1991 nucleotides long. NCBI's taxonomy places the organism in Eukaryota, Metazoa, Arthropoda, Insecta, Diptera, Chironomidae. The record is from the annotation of a GenBank genome assembly.
CUGCUGAUUGAAUGUAGUUUCGAAAAAUAAAUAAAAACAGAUACAUUAAGUGAUAUUAACGAACAAACUCAUGUGUUAUUUUAAGAAUUACAUAGCAUAAACAGUGCUAUCAUUACAAGUAGUGUGUCUCAUAGAAAAUAAACAACAAAGAAUCUCUAAUUGCUAUUUAAAUAAGUAGAACACGUCACAUAAAUGUUUUUGAACAAAAUAAUUAAGAAAUAAUGAAUCUGUUGAACAUUGAUACAACAAAAGAGCUGUACAUUCCAACAGCCUCUAUAGUCAUUUCGUCUCCUACAAAAAUAGCCAGCCCACACUGCUCUCCAAAAGAUCGAAUAAACUUUUGCUUAAAAGUUUUUAAGUUACUUCGUCGAAGUAUCGUUUUGAAAUUUCUCCUACCCAUAGCCUUCCUAGUAUUGAUAAUAAUGUUUCUAAUGGCGUUUAGAAACUCAACCAAAGAAGUUCUAAUCUGGAUGGAAACUCAGAAUUCAUGGAUAACAUUUUUUAUAUUUUUAUUGCUUUUCACAAUCGUCAGUUUUCCUUUUUCUGUUGGUUAUCUUGUACUCAUCAUUAGUUGUGGAUAUAUAUUUUCACUCACAAAAGGAUUUUUUGUAGCUAUGUUAGGAGCAAAUUUGGGUGUGCUAAUUGCACAUCAGACUAUUAAAAACACCCAGAAAAGGUUUCCAAUUCAUAGAUUAAUAAAAACCGAGACUGGUCGAGCGAUAUUACGAGUGAUCUCAGGACCUCGAGCAUUUAAAGUGGUUCUAUUCGCCCGUCUAACUCCAAUUCCAUUCGGCUUGCAGAACACAAUCUUCGGUAUAAGUUCAGUAAACUCAUUCGACUAUCACACAGCAACGCUGAUAGGUCUGCUACCAGCUCAAGUCAUUAAUGUUUACCUAGGUUCGAAACUGAGGUCAAUUCAUGAUGUGAUUAAUGAUAAUCAUACAGCCCUAGCAGGUUAUGGCAUGUUUAUAUUUGAGGCAAUCGUUGGUGUCAGCUUAAUGAUGUGGGUCAUUCACAAAGCUAAAGGUGAACUUGCGGCGGCCCUUCUCGACAGCAUCGAUGUGGAUGAAAAGUUAUUGAUUGAAGUCGACGUUUAGAUGGAAGAUGAAAGAAAACUUUUUGAAGUGGUGAAGCAUUAAUUAAGAUAAAGUACCUUGUGAAUGAGUUUGAGGGGGAGAGACGAGAAAGCAUCACUUUUUUAAGUAGAAAAGUUUACCUGACUUCAAUAAUGCUGAUUCAGACAUAAGAACAACAUAAUAUACUUGAUCCUGGUUCACAGACAUGAUCUUAGAUCAAAACGUUAUAAAAGAUAUCAAUGUUCUGUUGAAAAAUGAAUGUUUUCCUUUCUAAAGUAUUUAGAUUAAGUUUAGUUUAAGACAAAUAAUUUAUCAGUCAAUGAAUCUCCAAAAACUGAAUAUUACAAAUAGGUACUUCUCAAUUAUAUCUCAGUCAAACAAGACAUAAAAGCCACUUGAGCAUUGUCAUAUGAAUUAAAUAUGAAUUAUUUUAUUACCUAAGUGUAAAUUUUAUUCUCGAUUCUCGAAUUGUUAAAUGUGAUAAUGUUUGUUGUACCUUUGCUAAUGUUUAUUUAUUGAUUCAGGAAAUAUGUUGGAGUAACGUUGUUAAAAUUUAAGGAAACUCUUUUUAAAGCAUUUCAACGGAAGAAUCAAGAAUCACAAGACUAAAAUUAAAAUACAAAAAGUCACUUUUAUUUAUUUAGCAAUUUUCACUUUACGAUGAUAACGAAAAUAUUUAUCGGCGCAGUCAAACAUAUGUACAUCAACGUUUUCCACUUCGUGAAAAUUGAUUUGAUAAAUAUUUAAUUUUGACUCGAGGAAAAAUUUCCCAGAAUCGUUUUGCAGGGAAAAAUAAUAAUAAAGCGUUCUCAAAAAACGCGCGCUGCCUAAAUCGAUUUCGAUUUGAGCGACUCAAUUUAUGUAUUUUCUAUGAUUCUUUGCUCGUAACAAUAAAGAACUGUUUUAUUUGUGGCA